UUUAUGUGAACUUACGAGCGCCCACUUUGUGUAUAAUGUUUUCAGUUGCUUUUUUAGUUAUCAUAAACUUUGUAGUUUCACUGUCUUCUGAGUUCAGUACUAGUCUGUCAAUUUUUAAUGAUGGUUCUUGGAUCGUAACGAGGUCAAAAAUUGUAUAUCUUGGACAACCACUUCGAUUACGGUGUACAGCUACUGGGCCUGACAAUAUCACAAUAAAUCGAAAAGACUACGACAAGAAUGUGACCACAGAACUGGUGGCGAAAUUUGGCACUGAAGUGAGCUGGGAAGUUACAGAAACUGAAUUUUCCGACUCUGGUGUUUAUGAAUGUGUAUCCAGGGGCCUUUCUGAUAUAGUUACUGUGUACAUAUACUCAAUUAUUGCAACAAAUGAUGUUAUUGUGCCAACAAUUGAAUAUACAGACAAAAUUGGAAAUUUUAAUUUUACACGAAGACAUCUUGACACUAGUGCAUUUCUAGAUACGGAUAGAAAUUGGAUGUCGUGUACAUGUGUUGUUGGAAGUGUAAAAUUGUUAGAUAUUAUAACUGUUACAUGGGAAGGUGGACUUUUUGAUGAUAUUUCAGUUAAUCAAAGUCAAAUUCAUCAAAUUUAUUCAAAGACAACAAUAAGAGAUGCAUCAAUAAGAGCGGUUACAGCUCGUCUUCGGCUAAAUUUACCAAUUCUUGAUCAACGUGUUUUUGGUCAAUAUCGUUGUGUAUUUAGCUUUUCAAAAUCAGAGCAUGCUGUGGCAACAGUUCACUUGAAAGUGCCUCCAAUUUUACGUUUGGUUCAUGAUCCUCCACCAAUUCCUCCAAGUAAUUCUUCUGGUCGAUAUACAUGUACAAGUAGUCUGUGUACAACACCAAUUCUCGAGGAACAUACAAAUUCGAAUUGGACAAAUGCUUGUGAAAUUCUUGUCGCAUAUCCAUUAGUAAAAUCUAAAAAUUUAAUCUGGGCAUGGACGCAACCACAAUGGGCUGCAUAUAUCAUUCGACAAGUUGAAGAAGUUGGUAAAGCAAAUGUUCUUUCAGAUUUUUCUAUGUUAAGCGAUAAUGAAAUAGGCAGUUAUGGACCAUGGGAAGUAUUAGAACGUCGACGUAGAUCAAUAAAUACUGACUCUGAAAUGGAGAAACCGGAUCUUGUUAAAUCUGGUCCUAUUCUAUUUUGGUGUUGGGCUAAUAAUGAUGUUGGACAAACAACUAUAUGGUGGCCUGGUCCAGUUGACAAUUACAGCUAUUCAAUUUGGUCGUCUGUUUGGUGGCCAUUACUUGGUGUUACCCUGGAAUUGUUAAGUUUAGCUGUAGUCUUUAUCUUCUUUCGUUAUUGUCGUCGACAGAGAUUACGUUAUGGAGUUUGUAAUACACCACCAGAAACUGGUGGUUCAUUUGGUCGUUCACGUCUACUUGACACUGAUGUCGACGGAGAUCAAGUGGAAAUGAAAGCUACUACGAAUCCUACUUCGUCAUUGUCUUCAACAUCUGUGAUCGGUUUACAUACACACGGACCUAUCCCAUAUAUACGUUUAUCAAAUCAAAAUAAACAUUUGAAUAAUAAUAGUAAUGGUAAUAAUAAUAGUAAUAGUAGUAAUAAUAAUAGUUUUCUAACUAAAAUCACUGGCAUAAGCCAUUCUUCACCGGAUGGCUAUAUGAAUCCAAAUUUAAUACAAGAUCCAAUAGAUGCAGAAGUUGAAGCUAUGGCCAAUGUACAAAAUCUACACAAUGAACGUGAACUGAUCGAUGAUGAUUAUUUUUGGGAUUCAGAUACUGGUGGUAACAAUUUGGAUGAUGAUGAUGAUAAUAAUAAUAAUACAAAGACAACAAAGACAAGAAAUAAUCAUCAAAUAAUUGCGUAAAAAUAAAAGACAAAAGAAUUUCUUUAUGUAAUAUGUAAUAUAUAUAUACAAUUAAGUAAAUAGGCAUCAAUCCAUACUGAUGCACACACUUAGAUGUGUCAAUGUGAAUGAAUUAACCAAUAUGAGAUAAGAAAAAAAAUAAUAAACCUGGUGCCGAGUUUUCUAAUUCAUUUUCCUCAAAAACCGCCAGUCUAACAAACAACAUUUAUGCACAUACUCAUUUCCUGUACCAUAUAUCUAUAUACAUAUACACAUAUAAAUGUUGUUAAAAAGCAUAUAUAUAUAUUAUAUAUAUAUAUAUAUAUAUAUAUAUAUAUAUAUUUCCUGUGUACAAUUGUGAUUUUGAAAGAUUUUGUGUGUCAAGAAACCUACUUAUCACUGAAUCAUGUCAAACAACAUUGUUUAAAUUUGUUAACUGUAUGUCGUCAAUGGAUACGGCGCGAAAUCUUUUGUUUUUGAAAAACCACAAAACAACGUCAAUAGAUGUAUGCAUUGACUUUUACCAACCCUUGAACAAGUAAUGAAAGUAAAAUCAAAUGAAAUGAGGUUGUUGUUUCUUUUGGGGGGGGGGGGCGGGGGGCGGGGAAUGUUCAUCUCUUCAAAGAAGUUCAUUGUUGUUAUAUUAUUAUUAUUUAUUAUCUUUGAUUUAUUUCAUUCCAUACUCGUGUACGCGCAUUUUUUUAUUUUUUGGCAAUUAUUUAUUGUUAAAUGAGUGUAGAGGAGAAGAGAUGAAUGAAUCGCUUCAGCUUUUGUGUGUGUGUGUGUGUGGGUGUAAGUGUGUUUGAUAUUCAUACAACAGCUCUGAUAUUUCACCUUGUCUACCAUAUCCAUUCAAGGUCGUCUUUCUGUCUCUUACAUUGACAUUAAUGCAUUUAGUGUCAUGAUAAUGAUAAUGAAAUGUGAUUGAUUGGUUAACGGAUUGUUUCUCUCACCUCUACUGAACUAUGCAUUUGUGAUAUUUAGCUAACUAACUAACUAACUAACCAUGACGAUUAUUGUACGAAAACAAAACCUCUUAAAAAUUACCAAAAAUAAUCCCAAUAAACUAAACUGAUCAUAUCUUCUUCUUAUUAGUAGUUGUAUUGACUACUAAUACAACGACUACUCAACUAUCUUUUAUAUUUCUCAUCUCUCCUCUGCAUUUGUCUUCUUCGAGUUCCAUUUAACCUUUGUUAACCUUUCUUCUCAAUGCAAGUGGAUGGUUGGAGUGGCUGUGUAACUUUCUCAAUUUUAUGAUUGCAUUUUUUUUCCAACUAUGUUUUGCCUCACAGGAUUUCAUCAUAAGCUGAAAUCAGUUGGUUAGAGAAUCAUUGGAAAACCAGCUGGGAGUACUGGACAUUUGUUUCCUCCGUCCUAGUUUAGGACUCUUCAUCAGUACGCACCCACCGGGUUUUCCAAUGGUUCUCUAACCAACUGAUUUCAGCUUAUGAUGAAAUUUUGUAAACCAAUCAACCAAAUCCCGACAAACCAACCCAACACUUGAAUAUGUUUGGCUCAUUCAUUCAUGCAUUCUGGUCUAGUCUAGUCUAGUCUAGUCUAAUGAUGAUAUGAUAACUUCAAUUUAUCUUAUCUGGUAUGUGUUGUCUAUGCAUGUACUAUGUUCAAUUGUUUUUCUCUUUUUAUCCUUUAGCAUCUAAUCUAAGCAUUUUUCUUAUUGUUGUUGCUGUCUUCGUCGUCGUCGUUCUUUUCAUUCUCUUUUUCUUUUCUGUCUUUUUGUUCUGAUUUUUCUUUUUUUUUUGUGUAUUGUGAAUUUUUUCAAAUGAAACUGUGUUAUUAGAAAUCAAGAACUAAUUGAUAACAGUCAUAACCAUAAGAAGGGAAUGAAAUAUAUAUAUAUUCUUUCCUUUUGCUUUGCAUUUAAUGCCCUGUUUAUAUGCACAGAGAGAGAGAGGGACGCUGAAAGAGAUGUCUUGUUAUUGAAUAAUAAUUAUUAUUAUUACUAUCACCGCUGUUAUUGUUAAUAAUGUUAAAAAAGCUGUAAUAAAUCCAC
Messenger RNA from Trichobilharzia regenti, 3840 nucleotides. Lineage: Eukaryota; Metazoa; Platyhelminthes; Trematoda; Strigeidida; Schistosomatidae. The record is from the annotation of a GenBank genome assembly.